UUAUCCUGUAAGUAAGAAAUAAAGAAGGGUGGGGAAGCAAGCAAGUAAAGAAAGAAAGACAGAGAGUGAGAAACAGUCGAUGCCCAGAAAUACCACAAAAGCUGAACCCCCGUCGCUCUCAACAUGAAAGCAACGUUCCCUGCUUCUUCAUAUCCGAUAUCUCUCUCUCUCGAAUUCUGAGAGAUCGUGGAGGUGGAGGGCGAAGGGCCCCAGAGACAGCCUGGCCGCCCACACGGCCAUCCAGUUCUACGACAGGCUCAUCCACAAGGCCAAGUCCGCCCCAUGUUGGAGUAUGGAGCCUCAAAGGAACUGAAUCAGUAGUCCAUCAUCACGAAGAAGAAGAAGAAGAAGAAGACUGCGAUGAUUCAACAUUUGAUAAACAAGUCCUUUUUUCCCGGAGGCCAGCUUCGCAUUUGAGGCUGUCUCUCCACUCACUCAUUCCAUCUUGCAGCCUGGAAUGGCAGCAGAGACGGAUACUUGUUCAACCAGCCGUUAGGUCAAAACCAAAGAGGGGAACCCUUCAGUCCAGUAACGCACAUCCACUUCAAGCUUGGAUGGAUCCGAUCCAUCCGCCCUACCCUUUCCCUUCCAUAAUCUGCCUCCUCCACAGUUCAACAACACAAAACGAGGCAAGAAGAAUGAGCAAUCGUCACAUGAUUUUGAUCUUCGUCUCAGAAUCAUCCGUUUCCGAUUUGUCUCCACUCUCAACUAUUGCUUUUGAAGCUCAUCAACUUCCUUAGACCCGCAAAAGGAGUGGGUAAAGCGACUCAUCCUUCGCCAUCUCCAUCCAUGCUCGUGUAUUGGGGUACAUUCGGAUAGUAGUCGUUUUCCACCAACGUUGGGAUGGAUGCGAGAGAGAGGAGGGAUUUAAAACAUUCCUCAGCUAGUUGGUGAAGUAGCAUUUGAUGCCAAGAUUCAAUCAUCUAUUCAUGUUGCUCCUCCUCUCUAUGAAGGUAAUGUUUAUCUUGUGUGUUUGUUGCUGAUUAAUUAUCAUCGGCUUGGUCAUUGUGUGUGUAGUGAAGCUCUAAAAAUAGGUUCAAACUCAUAAUUUGGUGUAGUUGAGUUAUAGCUGCUUGCUUGUGGCAUAAAUUGAGAUUAACAAAACUGUGGCCUACCACGCCCCCGGGAUGCAUCCUUCGAAGCCGGGCUGAUCCGAUUUUGCGGUGCUGUGAGUGCCAUUAUGGAUAGAAUAAUGAAGAGUUAAGUGCAAUGAAUACUUGAAGAUAAUAAAAUGAGUUGGCAAUAUGAAGAAGAGGACCCAUUGAUCAUUACAAACCAAUAUUUGGAACUUAGUAGCCAUCAAUAUAUCCAUGGUCCCCUAUGUGCCUCUAAAUACCUCACACACAAACAAAAAGAAAAUAAAUUGUCUUGUAUAGAGAUGGUGACUAUUGGUGAAUGGUUGUUGGUACUUCUUUACUACAUGAUGAGUACUAGGAGAGUGAAGAAUAAUAGUAUCAGGGAUCUUAGCUAUGAUAUACAAAAAGAGUUUACAGUCUUCACUCUAAAUAACUAAAUUUGAGGCAUAAAAAGGAAAACAUGCAGAAGAAAAAAGUUCAAUUUCAAGGCUUUAAUUUAGAGAAAAAUGUUAUGAAAAAAGGUUUAAAUAAGAUUAACAAAAGAAGCAAAGUAAACCAAGCCACCCCAACAUAUGCGCCAUGGUCCCGGCGGGGCUCGAACCCGCGACCUUCGGCUCAUAAGACCAACGCUCUAACCAACUGAGCUACGGGACCUUGUCGAAAACAAAAUUACAGAAUUUAUAUACGUAUCAUACAGCAGAGAUUAUGUAAAUUAUGCAAUGAAAAUCUAUAAUCAAUUUAUAAGGUGGGAGUGGGAAAAAAAAUAUUGAUAGGGCAUUAUUAAAUUAUUUGCAGUCGAAUAAAUAUAGUAUAUAUUUUAUUAAUUUACUUUUUCUUCUUUUUCCAAUUUCAGCCUCUCUCUGCAUGCAAUUUUCGACAAUUUGGUUAUUAACGAUGAUAGUAGAAAAAAAGAGUUUAAUAUAGAGGCUUAAAAAUUUGGUAAUGAUUUUAGUAUAUGGAGUAUAAAUAGAUAGUGUAUUCUAAUAUUUGAGUGAAAAUUAAAUCAAUUAAGUGAUUCAAAUUAUUGACGGAUUUAGUAAACUGGAAUAGUGAUUCAUGCAAAAUUAACAUGCGAGAAUUGUUUAUUGGAGUAUAAAAAAAACGAAAGAGCAUCUCAAUUUUUGCAGUAUAAUCUGGAGUGAUUUUAUCCAGCUAACAAAAUCAAGUAGCAAAAUAGAAAGAGUAGAGAGGGAAUCGGUCUAAAUCUAAUGAUGGAAAAUGAGGAACAUAGAGAGGAUUCGGGCGAGAAAUCAGAUUUGGAGAGAAGAGCGCAGCAUUCAAAAUAUGAUGAUCUAGAUUUGCAUAUAAGGUUUGAAUUUAAAAAAUAUGAUGAUCUAGAUUUGUAUUUUCUGAAAUCUCACACGUUUCCAGCUCUCGUUUCCUCAAACCCCUCAGAUUCUGUGAUUUAUUGUUAAUAAAGAAAAAUAUGAUUUCGAUAUGGCGUGUCGCUUGCCAUUUAUGAUCGUAUUCCCCUUUAAAUCCGCGAAGAAUUCUCCUCAAAUUUGAUGGAUCGGAGGGAGAAAUGGCUCAAGAACAGCAGCAACACAUUGUGAGCAGCAGCGACAGUGAGAGAUCGAGAAAUGUUAAGCUGAAGAAGAAAAUCCCGCAGCGAGGGUUGGGCGUUGCGCAGCUUGAGAAAAUCAGAAUGGAGGAGCUGAUGAAGAAGGAGGUCCUUGCAUCAGCCAACGCGAUCGGUUCGGUUACUGAUGCAACUCCUUCGCCGUCGCCGGUCAAUUUCCGAUCAUCAAACACGCUGUAUAGAUCGUGGAGUGCCGAUCACGAUCAUCGGAAUAGUAAUGCUGCUGGAUUCCGGCCGCCGAUGAAUUUUCAUUCGGAGUUGAAUGCUUCUGCUUCUGCUGCUGCUCUGCCGUCGGCGCCUCAGAGAUUCUUCCGUUUUCAGCAACCUGCUUCUCCGGUGGUGAAUCCAUAUUCAUCAUCAGCCUUCCAUAUGGAGCCCCCUUCAAGCCAAAACCAUUUGCAUUGUAACAGCUAUGCCUCCUCGUCGUCGCCGUGGCCAGAGAUGGUAGGGGUGAAGCGGCCGUACCCCUUCUUUCUUGAAAGUCCACCAGAGGCUCAUUCCGAAUCAAGAUACGAUGAACUAGCUUCUUGUGGCAGUGGAUAUGCACCUCAAAAGGGACCAAGAAAUGUAUACACGAGCUAUUGUAGAGAUGGUCCAACAAACUCAAACACUCCAUCUGAGCAGGGUUCAAGAAGAACCCUGAGGGAUGAUGGGAGGCUAGACGGAGACUUCCUAACCUUGGCGCUUCCUCCUCCAAACUCAAAGCAUGCCUAUGCAAUAGAUGAUUUUGGUUGUCAAUGGCCAGAGGAUGAUGAGAGAAGGCAAGGUAAUCGUUUGAUAGCAAGUAGAUCAAUGGAAGAGCCCUUCAACUUCUUUCCGGUUAGGCCAGAUGAAAGUGGUGGGGAGAAGGGAGAAGCCAUUGAUCUCAAUUUGAAGCUAUAGAAUGUCAGGAGAGAAGUAAAUUACCCUAUUUGGGAAGUGUUAGAAGCUUCCUCUGUGAUGCUAGUUAUAUUAUAUGGUUGUGUUUUGUUUGAUGGUUUAGAUAUGAUUGAGUCUUGUGAAUGUUGUUCGGUUGAAUAGUCAUGGCCCGAUUGCCACGUAGGUUAGUGUUGGCUUAAUCAUGGGUAAUUUCCAAACAAUUUAAUUUUAAGCUAUUCAACUCCAUCUCUGUGUAUUAUGUUGUGAUUAUGCCUA
Salvia splendens (bonfire salvia) is the source of this 3789-nucleotide messenger RNA. RefSeq lists its product as uncharacterized. The coding region runs from base 2599 to 3537 and encodes 312 amino acids. The transcript is spliced from 8 exons. The record is from RefSeq and is a predicted model, not a curated record. Lineage: Eukaryota; Viridiplantae; Streptophyta; Magnoliopsida; Lamiales; Lamiaceae. Gene Ontology annotation, molecular function: DNA-binding transcription factor activity.